This is a messenger RNA of Hepatospora eriocheir, 270 nucleotides long. NCBI's taxonomy places the organism in Eukaryota, Fungi, Microsporidia, Hepatosporidae. The record is from the annotation of a GenBank genome assembly.
AUGAUUUAUGAAAAAUUAUUAGAAAUAUUGGUGAAGGAAGAAUCUUUCUUGACCUUUCUAGAAGAAAGUAGAUGCUUAAAACCUGUAAAUGAGAAACAGUGUAAAUUCUGCGAUAGCUGCAGACUCUCUAUAAAGUCAAGAAGAAGAGUCCAAAAUGUAUAUUUUUUUCUUCGAUGCAAGUCGUGUCGAAGAGAAUAUACUCUCUCUGAUAAUACUUUUUUUGUUAUGAAGAGGGAAGAAGACGACUUGCUACUCCAGUUCAAACAUUAG